This is a messenger RNA of Corticium candelabrum, 957 nucleotides long. RefSeq lists its product as uncharacterized. Gene Ontology annotation, cellular component: kinetochore. The record is from RefSeq and is a predicted model, not a curated record. Lineage: Eukaryota; Metazoa; Porifera; Homoscleromorpha; Homosclerophorida; Plakinidae. Gene Ontology annotation, biological process: kinetochore assembly. Bases 1 to 786 code for a protein of 261 amino acids. The transcript has 11 exons.
AUGGCGGCGGGAGACGGACGAGUCUACGAUGAGCUAAAAGAGGCAUUUAGGGACGUACUGCAUACAACAGACGAGUAUCAAAGAGCAGUGGAAGAAAAGAGACACUCUGUAGCUACUGUUGAGAAGAAGGACCCUCUUGUGGAGCUACAAGAGCUUAAAGAAAGGCUUGAGAAGGAGAAAUUUACUUAUUCUGUAGAACUACGAGCACGAACGUUGUUGGAUAAGAAUGCAUUGGAAACUUUAGAGAACGAAGUCGAAGCUGAGCAACAGCGACAAGAUCUUCGAAAAAGCAUUGGUGAAUUGGAAGAGAAAUUAUUGAAACACUUAACGAAGCUGGAUCAUGACAGAUUUAUUUUGGAGAAGGUGAAACAGAGCUACCAUGCUUGUGAGUCUUUGUUUCCAGAGGUUGGUUUGAGUUCUAUGUCGCCUACUGGACAGUUAAUACUAGAACAAUGCCAGAAGCAAACAGAAUUGUCUAAAGAAAUUGUAGCCGCUGAGGAGCAAUUGAGACAAGUCGACUCUCAAAUUAGGGACAUCAAGCUUCAAUGUGCAGAGAUACAAACCGAAAAUCGGCGUCUAUAUCGUGAACUCAAGGACAAAACUGGAGCCAAUCAACAGCAGAGCACAUUAACACUUGAGGUUGCAGGUUUAGAUGAAGAACUUGUUCAACUGAGAAUUCGACGGUUUGCAUUACAACGACUGAUUGUUGUCAGUGGCGUCGACUGGAUCGAAGAUGCUCAUCUAAGAGAACUCAUGUUGUCACUAGGAUCACCAAUGGAUGUAUAGCGAACGAGAGUUGACAGGGAUACCUACUAGAUGUACAUAUUGUAUGAAAUAUAUUUAGAUACAUACACUAAGUAAAUUGUACAAGUCUAGAUCUGUUUUAGUAGUAUAGAUUAUGUACUAUGACUGUUGUAUAGUAGUUUCUAUGUCAUUGGGAUGAUUACAGUAGCACUC